AUGGCACUUCCAGUCCAGGUCUGGGAGUUAAGUUCUGGCAAAUGUUUGAAGACGCUGAAAGGUCACAGUAACUAUGUGUUUUGUUGCAAUUUCAACCCACAGAGUAAUCUUAUAGUAUCUGGAAGUUUUGAUGAAAGCGUUCGAAUAUGGGAUGUACGAACAGGUAAAUGUUUGAAAACGUUACCAGCACACUCAGAUCCAGUAUCAGCGGUGCAUUUCAACAGAGACGGAAGCCUCAUUGUAUCCUCAAGUUAUGAUGGUCUAUGUCGAAUCUGGGACACAGCCUCCGGACAGUGCCUAAAAACACUCAUAGACGACGACAACCCACCGGUGUCCUUUGUAAAGUUCUCUCCCAAUGGCAAGUACAUCCUCGCUGCUACUCUGGACAACACGUUGAAGCUCUGGGACUACAGUAGAGGCAAAUGUCUCAAGACGUACACAGGGCAUAAGAACGAAAAGUAUUGCAUUUUCGCCAACUUCAGCGUCACUGGUGGAAAGUGGAUAGUAUCGGGCUCAGAGGACAACCUGGUGUACAUAUGGAACCUGCAGUCGAAAGAGAUAGUACAGCGGCUGUCCGGCCACACCGACACAGUGCUGUGCACGGCGUGCCACCCCACCGAGAACAUCAUCGCGUCCGCGGCGCUCGAAAACGACAAGACCAUAAAGCUCUGGAAGAGUGACACGUAAUACUGAUUGGAAACACACGCACAGACAGCGUUUUACAAAAAAAAAAAAAAAUUGGCUCCAUAUUGAGAGCCUUGGCCUUUGGCUUUGUGAAUACAUAGUUUUACUUAAGGUUUACUUAGUGUAACAGACAGUCAGACGAAAUGUUAUUUCAUAUCUAAAGAUACACUUAAUCAAUCAACCUUUGAAUGUGUGAUUUUUUCCUUUCUUUGUUAUUACUAUAUUAGGGCCAUAGCAGACGCGAUGCUUUUAGCAACGGCGAUUUCAUGACUUCAUGACGACUUUCUGGGUUCAAUCGCUGCAUUAAAAUCGCGCGAUUCAGCGAUUGUUUCGAUGCUGCAUCGCGUUUUGAUGAUUUUCUGCUUUCGAUCGCUGUAUAAAUGAAAUCGACUUGAUCGCUGCGACUGGAGAUUGUAUGUGCGCGGAGUUGAGCAAACUGCGAAAAGCAAGUGAAUCGCCGAUCGCUGAUGCUGAAAGCAUCGGGUCUGUUAUGGCCCUUAGAUAUUUUUGUAACUGGCGUGCAAAUGAAAGGUGGAGAAAGUGUGUUGCCUUUUUGUUUUUAGUUUAUAUUAAGUUAUAAGGAUCCUAAAGAAUUAAAAAAGCUUAAGAAUAACUUGUUGGAUGCAAUUAAAAAUUUAGUAGUUA
This is a messenger RNA of Maniola jurtina (meadow brown), 1329 nucleotides long. Its product is annotated as protein will die slowly. Gene Ontology annotation, molecular function: histone binding. NCBI's taxonomy places the organism in Eukaryota, Metazoa, Arthropoda, Insecta, Lepidoptera, Nymphalidae. The transcript is spliced from 6 exons. Bases 1 to 687 code for a protein of 228 amino acids. Gene Ontology annotation, cellular component: Set1C/COMPASS complex. The record is from RefSeq and is a predicted model, not a curated record.